Messenger RNA from Trifolium pratense (red clover), 2775 nucleotides. Its product is annotated as disease resistance protein RPM1-like. NCBI's taxonomy places the organism in Eukaryota, Viridiplantae, Streptophyta, Magnoliopsida, Fabales, Fabaceae. The transcript has a single exon. The record is from RefSeq and is a predicted model, not a curated record. Gene Ontology annotation, molecular function: ADP binding. Bases 1 to 2775 code for a protein of 924 amino acids. Gene Ontology annotation, biological process: defense response to other organism.
AUGGCUGAAAUUGCAGUGUGUUUGGCUAUUGAGCAACUACUUCCAAUAUUAAGAAAAGAAACUAAUUUGCUGAGAGGCAUCCACCAAGAGUUUUCAUACAUUAAAGAAGAACUAGAAAGUAUCCAAGCCUUUCUUAAGGAUGCUGAUAAAAGAGCUACGGCUGAAGGAGACAAUAUUCGUGAAAGCGUCAAAAUAUGGGUGAAGCAGGUAAUAGAGGUAGCUUUUCGCAUAGAAGAUAUUAUCGAUGAUUAUAUCAUCUAUGUGGAACAACAGCCUCGUGAUCAUAAAUGUCUAGCUCUACUCUGUAAGAUUGCUCACUCCAUCAAAACUUUGACCUCUCGCUAUCGGGUAGCAUCUGAGAUUCAAGAUAUUAAGUCAUCAGUUAAAGAGAUUAAGGAGAGAUGUGAAAGAUAUGGGUUUCAAAUCCAACCUACUUUUGAACAAGGACCAAGCACAAGUCAAAAAACCAAAUGGCAUGACCCUCGAAUGAUUGCUCUUCACGUGGAGGAAGCUGACGUUGUAGGGUUUCAGAUGCCAAAAGAGAGAUUGAUCGAUUUAUUGGUAAAUGGAAGACUGGAGCGCACUGUCGUCUCAGUGGUAGGAAUGGGAGGACAAGGUAAAACCACUUUGGCUAAAAAUGUUUUUGACAGCAAGGAGGUCAUUGGUCACUUUCAUUUUCGUGCAUGGAUUACAGUGUCUCAAUCAUAUACAAUAGAAGGGUUGUUGAGGGACAUGUUGCGUAAGUUUUACAACUCUCUCACUUGCGAUAUCACUAAUAUGGAUCGAGGGUCAUUGAUUGAUGAAGUGAGAAACUACUUGAAGAAAAAAAGGUAUGUUAUUGUGUUUGAUGAUGUAUGGAAUGUACAUUUUUGGAAUGAGGUUGAAUCGGCUGUAAUUGAUAAUAAAAAUGGAAGUAAGAUAUUUAUCACAACAAGAAACAUAGAUGUUGCAAUCUCUUGUAAGAAAUCAUCGUUUGUUGAAGUGCAUGAUCUACAACCUUUAACUCAAGAACAAUCUUUAGAGUUAUUCAAUAAGAAGGUAUUUCAAUUUGACUUUGAUGGAUUUUGUCCAAAAGAACUCAUUGAUUUAUCUUUUGAAAUUGUCAAAAAAUGUAAGGGUUUACCACUAGCGAUUGUUGCCAUUGGUGGUCUUUUAUCAACAAAAGAUAAAAACACCUUUCAGUGGAAGAGGUUUAGUGAAAAUCUAAGAUUAGAGUUAAACAAGGAUUGUCAUUUGACUGGGAUACAAGAAAUUUUAAGUUUGAGUUAUGAUGAUUUACCUUACUAUCUUAGGUUAUGCUUAUUGUAUUUUGGAAUAUAUCCAGAAGAUUAUGAAAUUGAAUCGAAUAGAUUGUUUGGACAAUGGAUAGCUGAAGGGUUUGUGAAAGAGGAAAGGGGGAAAACUUUGGAAGAUGUUGCAGAAGGAUAUUUAACAGAGUUGAUUCGUAGAAGUUUGGUGCAAGUAUCUUCAAUCAGCAUUGACGGAAAAGUUGAAUGUUGCCAUGUUCAUGAUUUAAUACGAGUGAUGAUCCUUGACAAAUUUGAUGAUUUUAAUUUUUGCCACCAUAUUAGUGAAUAUGGUCAAUCAUUCUUCAGUGGAACAAUUCGACGCCUAUCAAUAGCGUCAAUCUCUGAUGAUCUAAAGGAAUGUAUUGAAAGUUCGCAUGUUCGAUCACUUCUUUGUUUCACCGAUAAAGAAUUACCUGAACACUUUGUGAGGAGAAUUCCUACAAAAUACAAGCAAUUAAAAGUGAUUGACUUUAAAGAUGUAGAGCUUCGUUAUGUUCCUAAAAAUCUAGGGGGCUUAAUCCACUUGAAGUUCUUAAGCUUGAGAAACAAUAGACAUAUAAAAAGCCUUCCUAAAUCUAUAAGCAUGCUUCAAAACCUCGAGACCUUUGAUCUACGGGAUACAGGUGUUCGUGAGAUGCCAAAGGAGAUUGGCAAGCUACGAAAGCUUCGACAUCUUUUGGGAGACAGAAUGUCUUUGAUCCAACUAAAAAAUUGUAUCGGAUGCAUUACAUCAUUGCAAACGCUUCAUAAUGUUAGUUUAGAUGGAGAUGGAGAUGGAGCUGGAGUUGUAGAGCUAAUUACAGAGUUGGGAAAGUUGAAGGAGUUAAGGGAGCUAGGCUUGGUUGGUGUUGUGAGAGAACAUGGAAGCUAUCUAUCAUCCUCAAUCAAUGAAAUGAAGUGCUUGGAGAAACUAGAUAUUGAGUCAAAAUCAAAGGAAAAAGUCAUUGAUUUGCAUUUGAUUUCAUCUCCACCACCUAUGCUUCGAAAUCUUACACUAAAUGGAAAGUUAGAGAAUUUUCCAGAAUGGAUUCCUGAACUUCAAAAUCUUGUUGAGCUGAGGUUGGUACGCUCUCAAUUAACUGAUGAUCCAAUGAAAUCGCUAAAGAAUAUGAAAAACUUAUUGUCCCUCUUUAUUAGUGAUUGUGCUUAUGAAGGUGAAAGUUUACAUUUUCAAGAUGAAGAGUUCCAUAAACUUAAGGAACUAUGCAUUGCAAAUUGGGAUAACUUGAGUUCGAUUGUUAUCGAAAAAGGAGCAUUGUGUUCUCUGAAAAUGCUUACGUUAUACUAUAUCCCUCAGCUCAAAACAGUACCCAUUGGCAUCCAACAUCUAGAGAAGCUUGAAAUUCUAAGAAAUUGGUAUAUGCCAACUGAAUUUGUGGAGAGUGUUUCUUCUGAUGGAGGAAAAGAGCAUUGGAUCAUAGAGCAUGUGCCCCUGGUUGAAUUCCGUACCCUUGAUGGCACAUUUAUUCGACACUCCAAGACUUAG